Molecule: messenger RNA, 5509 nt
Organism: Paramecium sonneborni
Lineage: Eukaryota; Ciliophora; Oligohymenophorea; Peniculida; Parameciidae
Source: the annotation of a GenBank genome assembly
AUGGACAAGGAUUAUGCACUUAAUGUCCUGAUUAUAUAGAUCCUAUUGUAGGUUGUGUUCCAAUAUGUGAUAUAAACAAAUAUCCCAACUCAGAUAAAUAUUGUGUAGAUAUAACAGAAUAAUAAAUUUUAAAUGAUUAGUUUAGAAAUGCUCCUCCUAAUGUGUAAUGGAUUCGAAAAUAUGACUCUUCAGGAUUAACUACAUCAUUAAAAUGUUCUCAAUUUUAUGGUCUACUUACUGCUAGUGAAGGCAUGGAAAAGAAAAUACCCUACCCAACCUAAUAUCAACAUAAAUUAAGAAUUAAAGUAGUAAUGUAUCUUUAUAAUAAUAUUCCCUUAAAUUAAGGAAUUGUAUUUACCAUUAAUAAUGAUUACGUAGCCCAAUUAUAUAAUUUAAAUAGUGUGAUUACAAUGCAUAAUGGAUAUAUAUUUAGAAAGACUUCUCAAUCUUGCCCAGGAGUUGGUAAUGGAUAAUUAUACACUUUAAUAAUUGUUUGCCCUAUGAUAACAGGUGAUUUUACGAUGCGAAUCUAAGGAAAUAUGUAGAUUGCUACUGUUAUUUGGGGAGUUACCUUAAUAUAAAUUGUUGCUGGAUAUUGCUAAUAAUAAUGUAUAACUUGUUCAUCAGAUUAUUAAUGUACACUAUGUUAACCUGGUUUUUAUAUUAAUCAGGGCUUUUGCACUAAUACUAUGCCUUUAGACUUGAUAAGUUCGAAUUCUACUCAUAUUAUCACUUAUGAUUAAGAAUACCCUUAUUCUACAUAUUUAGUAUCUGAAUUUAACAACUACAAUAUUAAAUAAGAUCCUGAAACUUAUUUUACAUUAAUAUCUCAAAAUUAUGGCAACUUUCUGACUGGGUUUCAAACAUUUGGUUUAUAUACUAAAAAGAUUUUCGGUGGACCAUAUGUUUGGACAAAUGCUAAAUUCAAUAAAGUAUACUCAAUCGGAAAUGCACACUAUGCUAUUUCAAUAAGAAUGAAGAUAAUUUUAGGAGAUUAAUUUAAUUCAUAGUUCUUAAUAGAAUUUGAUACAAAUGGUUAAGAAAUCAUUACACCUGGACCUUAAUCAAUCAAUAUUUUUGGCACAAGUCCGACUGAAUAUUCUAUCGAUAAAUAUUGGUAUAUUACACAUUCCUCAAAUUCUUUAACCAUCACUAUUGAAUGUUUAGGAGAUGGAGAUUUAUUACAUAAAUAUUGUGGAAUUUCGGAUUAUUACAUAGUAGUACACUAAUGUUUUCCUUUUUGCUUAGUUUGUACUGAUUCAACUGAAUUAGGAUGCAGUUCAUGGUAAGCUAGUUAUUCUACAGCUAAAUUUAGUUAAUUGGAUUGCUUAUCUAAUGAAUAUUAUUAGAAUUAUAAUUGUUUUACUUGUAAUUCUUUAUGUAAUACUUGUUCAUCUUACUUAAUUUGUAAUAGCUGUAUAAAUAAUCUGAUUAUUAUAAAUGAUUAAUGUACAUGUUCAUAAGGAAAUUAUUUUGAUACAGGAGAUCAAUAAUGUCAUUAGUGCAAUUCAUUGUGUUAACAUUGUAUAAAAAACAAUUUUUGUAUUGUCUGUCUAGAAAUUAAUAAAAGAGUAUCUAAGAAUGGAAAUUGUGAGUGUUAAGAUACCUUCUAUCAAUAAACAGGAACGGAUAUCUGUUAGAAAUGUGAUAAUACCUGUUUAUCUUGUAAUGGACCUUUGCCAACUGAUUGUACAAGUUGUAACACUUUAAAAAAUUUUAAUUUGUCCAGUGAUAACAAAUGCUUAUGUGCAAGUGGUUAUUACCUCAGUUUUGGAAAUUGUUAAAGUAAAACAAGUGAAUAUGUUUUUUAGGUUGUCAUACAUCAUGCAAGGAAUGCUUUGGGCCAAAUAAAGACAAUUGUUUGGAAUGUGAUUCGACAAGAACUUUAUGUAAAUUAGAAUGCUAAUGCAAUAUUGGUUACUUUGACAGCGGAAUAUCAGUGUAUUGUGAUAGCUGUCCUCCAAUUGAAAAUUAAUCUUUAUAAGGGUGUUAUAUUGACUGUAAUGGAACUAUUCAAUGGUUUAAUGUAAGUUGCACAUAUACUCCUGUAUGCUAAAUUGGUGAAUAAAUAAUAAAUUACAAGUGUUAGUCAAUUUGUGGGGAUAAUUUGAUUAUGAAUGAUGAAUAAUGCGAAGAUUUAAAUAAUAUAAUGAAUGAUGGAUGUUAUAAUUGUUAAUAUUAAUGUCCUUUGAGUUGUCCAGGUUGCAUAAGUGGUAGUUGUAUAGAUGUUUGUGGGGAUGGUUAUGUAACAGGAAGUGAAUAAUGUGAUGAUGCUAUAACAUCAAUAGGUUGCAGUGGUUGUACAUAUUAAUGUCAACCUCAAUGUAGUGAUUGUUAAGAGGGAAAAUGUUAUUAAUGUUCUACAAGUGGAUAUAUAUUAGAUGUGAUAAAUAAUAAGUGUAUAGAACAUUGUGGUGAUGGAGUGAUCUUAGGUAGUGAAGAAUGUGAAGAUAUUAAUCCAAAUCCUAAUGAUGGUUGUGAUAAUUGUAAAUUUAAAUGUAGAUGGGAUUGUUUAGAUUGUUCUAGUAAUGGAAAAGUUUGCAAUCUUUGUUUAUUUUCUGGUUAUAAAACAGUAACUGGUACUGGAGCAUAUAAAUGUGUUCCUAUUUGUGGAGAUGGAUUAAAGAUAACUAAUUCACUUGAUACUGAGUAAUGUGAUGAUGGUAAUAGUAUUGCUAAUGAUGGAUGUAGUAAUACUUGCUAAUGGUAAUGUUAACUUACACCUAUAUGUACAACUUGUAAUAAUAAUUUAUGUUCUGCUUGUGGUGCUGGUUACUAAUUGAUAAGUACUAAAAAUAAAUGUGUUCCUAUUUGUGGAGAUGGUAUAAUUAAAACUACAGAAAUAUGUGAUGAUGGAAAUAAUUCAUAUUAUGAUGGUUGUCAUUUAUGUUAAUUAAUGUGUUAACCCUAAUGUUUAACAUGUACUUCAAAUGGUUGUACUCAAUGUGCUAUUGGUUAUUCUCUUAAUCAUUUCAAUAAUAGAUGUAUAUCAGUAUGUGCAAAUGGCUAUCUCAAUGAUGAUGAAGAAUGUGAUGAUUUACUCCAUAAAAAUUGUUAUUAAUGUAGAUACAUAUGUUCUUAUGGAUGCAUUAGUUGUAUUUAGGGUAUAUGUUAUAGAUGUUAAUCUAAUUAUGUCCUUAAUUUAUUUACAUAAUAAUGUGAACUUAUAAAUCUUACAUCAAAAUCGUAGAAUAUAAAAUAAUCAUUUGAAAUACUAUCAAUCAAUUCUUAUUAAACAAUUUCAUAUUGUCAAGUUUAAAUUUAAUCUUAAUGUUUAUUAUGUCUAUAGAAUUUUUAAUGGAAUCCAUUUACUUUAUUAUGUUAAAUUGAUACCUAUUAAUGCUAAUCUAAUUGUCUAUAUUGUAGUCCAAAUACUUGUAUUAUUUGUAAUAUAAAUUAUACUCUAAUUAAUUCUAUUUGUAUUGAGAAUCAAUUAUCUAGUCCUCCUAUUCCUUUAUGUUAAUAGAGUUGUAAUAUUUGUUUAUAUGACACAUGUCUAUAAUGUAAAAAAGGAUAUGAAUCUCUUGUUAAUAUUUGUUAACCUAUUUGUGGAGAUUAAAUAACAACUUUAGAUGAACAAUGUGAUGAUAAUAAUAAUAUUUAUGAUGAUGGAUGUUUUGAUUGUCAUUUCUAUUGCUUUGGUGAUUGUUUAAAUUGUUAAUUUGGUCGUUGUCUUGAUUGUGAAUCACCACAAAAAUUAAUUAUCUCCAAAAUGCAAUGUUAUGACCCUGAAAAAUGUGAUAAAGGCUAUUAUUAAAAUGAUUAUGAUAAUCUUUGUUAUAGCAAAUGUGGAGAUUAUAUCAAAACCAUAGAUGAAGAAUGUGACUCUCCCAUUUUAUGUUAAGAUUGUAUAUUAGUUUGUUCAUCCAAUUGUAAAUAUUGUAUUGACAGAAUCUGUUAUACUUGUGAUGAUGAUUAUACACUUAAUGAAUUAAAUCAAUGUCAACCUAAAUAAUAUCAUUUUAAUCAAAUCUCCAACACCUUUGUUUAAUAAUUUAAUAAUACAUUAUGUUUCCAAGAAUAUUGCUACUAUCAAUCUCAACCUACCAUGAAAUUAUCAACAAUUAAUCAAACCCAUAAUAUACAAUUUUUAAAACUAUCUUUUGAUUAAGAUAUCAUAUUCAAGUGCAAAAACAUACAAGAUGUUAUUAAAAUCUAAUUAAUUGAUGAUGAUAAUAGACUCAUUAAUUCAUCUAUUAUUCCUUAAUCUUAAAAUCUCCUUAUUCACAUUACAUAUUUAUCCACUCUUUAUAAUCCUACUAUUUAACUUAAAUUAAACGAUCCAGAAUGCAUUAAGAACCUAUUUAAUCAAACUUUGCAACAGUCAAAAACUCAAAUACGAACUGAUUCCAUUAUUCUUCUCACUGAAUCAGAAUAACUUGCAACAGAUGUUAUUGAAAAUAUUGCUAAUACUAUGCAAUACAUUAUUAUCAUAACUUUGCCGGCCUUAUUAGUAGUAGGAUAAAUAAGUAACUUUUUAAAUUUUGUUGAUCUCUUAUAAUUUACCUAAUAUUAGCAAUAUCUCAAUAUUCCUCAAAGCUCCAAUAUGUAAGAAUUUCUUUCAAUAUUUCAAAAUACAUCAUUAAAUAAAAUGCUAUCGUCUUUUUCAUUUUAUGAUCUAUUUUUUAUUCCAACGUAAUUUUAAAGAAAUGGAAGCUUUAUAAGUACAUCAAUACCAAUUACACAAGUAUAUGUUUUUACAGUAAUGAGCCAUUUUGUUUUAAAAUCUUUAUCAAAAUUCAUGAGAUAAUCAACUUUAGAUUUGAGGACAUAAAAUAAAUUACUAUUAAAAUUUCAUAUCUUUGGGAAUAAAUUUAUUCAUAAUUUAAAUAAAAAUAAUUUGUCAAUAAAAUUAUAAAAUUUAACUAUUUGUUGUGGAUUAGAAAUUUGUAUGAAUGCUUUUGUUUGUUCAUCGUUGGGAAUAUAAAAUGUAGAAUAAAUAGUAGAAUUUUCUAUUAGUAAUAUUAGUUCCUUUGCAUAUUUUUUUUAUAUCCUAAAUACUGUGAAAAUGCCUACUUUAAUAUCUUUAAGAUCUAAAGAUAGUAAGUUAAAUCCAAUAUAUAAAUCUCCAGAGAAGUAUAGGGUUGAUGUAUAGACCUAUAUAUAAGGGUUUAAAAAAUUAUUGUAUCCAUUAUGUUUAGUUUAUUGUCACAAGAAUCCAACAGUGGCUUCAGCUGGUUUGGCUAUAAUAGAUUUUUCUUAUGGCUUAUAUAUUUAUGAGAAGAAGCCUUUCAAGAAUAAGUUAGAAAAUGGUAAAGUAGUAAUAUAGCAAAUAAAUAACUCAUUGAUAAAUUGUUGCAAUAUAUUUCAAAGUAUAAAUAUGUUGAAGAAUCCAAAAAUUUUGGGAUUUGUUUAGAUGGGAUUGAUUGCUGAAUCAUUGACAUAUUCUUGUAUAAAUGAGGUAACUUAAAAGAAAGAUAUAAUAAUAAAAUUAUUGAAAAAGCUUUUUAAUCUUUCAGAUGUAAAAGUUGAGAAUCCAGGAAUAAUUGAAUUUCUUGUAUACGAAUGA